Molecule: messenger RNA, 5593 nt
Organism: Alosa alosa (allis shad)
Lineage: Eukaryota; Metazoa; Chordata; Actinopteri; Clupeiformes; Clupeidae
Gene: camk2g2
Product: calcium/calmodulin-dependent protein kinase (CaM kinase) II gamma 2
Exons: 21
Coding region: 252-1889 (545 amino acids)
Biological process (GO): protein phosphorylation
Cellular component (GO): cytoplasm; neuron projection
Molecular function (GO): ATP binding; calcium/calmodulin-dependent protein kinase activity; calmodulin binding
Source: RefSeq, a predicted model, not a curated record
CUAAUGCAGCACCGGAUCUCCUACUCCGCGUCUUGCUUUCCAUCUCCUCUCGGCACUAGGGAGAAAAUCUCGCGUUGCUGUACGCUCUCUCUCUCUCUCUCUCUCUCUCUCUCUACUACCACCCCUCAUCGCCCCCUCCCUUUCCUCUGUCUCUAUCUCCCUCUCCUUUUGAGUAGACGAGAUCUCCUCCCGAAACCUGAGCGAGGCAGUCACCAAAAACGAGAGGCGAUAUCUCUCUCACACUGCACAACAUGGCUACUAUUGUAACCUCGACAAGGUUCACAGACGAAUAUCAGCUAUAUGAAGAACUCGGAAAGGGUGCCUUUUCUGUGGUUCGACGAUGUGUCAAGAAAUCCACGGGACAGGAAUAUGCUGCAAAAAUAAUAAAUACGAAAAAGCUGUCUGCCCGAGACCAUCAGAAGUUGGACCGGGAGGCUCGCAUCUGCCGUCUUCUCAAACACCCCAACAUUGUUCGACUCCAUGACAGUAUCUCUGAAGAGGGUUUCCACUACCUGGUCUUCGACCUGGUGACCGGAGGAGAGCUGUUUGAGGACAUUGUGGCGAGGGAGUACUACAGUGAAGCUGAUGCCAGCCACUGCAUCAAUCAGAUCCUGGAAAGCGUCAGCCACAUCCAUCAGCAUGACAUUGUGCACAGGGACCUCAAGCCCGAGAAUCUUCUCCUGGCCAGUAAGAUGAAGGGAGCUGCGGUCAAGCUGGCAGACUUUGGUCUGGCUAUUGAAGUGCAAGGGGACCAACAGGCAUGGUUCGGGUUCGCCGGUACCCCUGGCUACCUCUCCCCAGAGGUCUUAAGAAAGGACCCUUAUGGGAAGCCUGUGGAUAUCUGGGCCUGUGGUGUAAUCCUCUACAUCCUGCUGGUGGGCUACCCCCCUUUCUGGGAUGAGGACCAACACAAGCUAUAUCAGCAGAUCAAAGCAGGAGCAUAUGAUUUCCCUUCCCCUGAGUGGGACACGGUCACCCCCGAGGCCAAGAACCUCAUCAACCAGAUGCUGACCAUCAACCCGGCCAAGCGGAUCACCGCUGACCAGGCCCUCAAGCACCCAUGGGUCUGCCAACGCUCCACCGUGGCCUCCAUGAUGCACCGCCAGGAGACGGUGGAGUGCCUCCGCAAGUUCAACGCCAGGAGGAAGCUGAAGGGAGCCAUUCUCACCACUAUGCUUGUGUCCAGAAAUUUCUCAGUGGGCCGGCAGCAUACCAGCCCUGCCUCAGCCACCACCAGCACUGCCUCGCUGGCACAGGAAGCAUGCAAAAGUUUACUGAACAAGAAAACGGACGGAGUCAAGCCACAGACAAACAACAGUAAAAACAGUGUAGUAAGCAGCACCAGCAGCACCAAAGACAACAGCAUAUCAUCUUCAGCACCAAUGGAACCACAGACCACUGUCGUGCACAACCCAGCUGAUGGCACCAAGGGCUCGGACGAGAGCUGCAACACCACAGAAGAGGAGGACAUGAAGGGUAGGAAAGCUCGCAAGCAGGAGAUCAUCAAGAUCACUGAGCAGCUGAUCGAGGCCAUCAACAAUGGGGACUUUGAAGCUUACACGAGAAUCUGUGAUCCUAGCCUGACCUCCUUCGAGCCAGAGACCCUGGGGAACCUGGUGGAGGGCAUGGAUUUCCACAAAUUCUACUUUGAGAACCUACUGAGCAAGAACAGCAAGCCUGUGCACACAACCAUUCUGAAUCCACACGUGCACCUGAUCGGCGAAGACGCGGCGUGCAUCGCCUACAUCCGCCUGACGCAGUACAUGGAUGCGCAGGGCCGCCCUCGCUCAUGCCAGUCGGAGGAGACACGCGUGUGGCACCGCCGCGAUGCCAAAUGGCUCAAUGUGCAUUUCCACUGCUCAGGCGCGCCUGCCGCACCGCUCCAGUGAAGCCCCAGCCAGCCACAGCUUGCCUGAAGUCUGAAGCUGAUUGGAGCAUUUCUUCUCCGUGGUCGGAUUGGCGCCAGGAGUCUGGCUGGAAGAGACCUGUUGAAGAUUAGGAACCACAAGGGAUUAAAAAAACAACCUUACAAAGUAAAACACAUAUAUAUUUUAAAAAAAGCCACAUUGUUGUGUGUGCAAUACCACCACCACUACUACCACGACCUCCUUUUGAGUCCAAACCCUUAGACCAGGGGAGCGUGGGGCUGGGCCACUCCUAGUCUUCUGGAUGGUGCAUGCUUCUGAUGGCCCUCAAGAGGGCGCUGUCUUGUCCUUUCUUCACCAUCUGUUUUGCCUGUUGUUCGGAGAAGUUGUGUUUUUUAUUUUUAUUUUAAGGGUGUUUCGCAGUAUUAACAUGUGCAACCUAUUUGAAACUUCACGUCAAAUCGAGGACUGAGAGGUUAAUUGUCGAUUGCAGUUCAGAAAUGUGAAUUCUGCUCUUUUUGUUUUUUGUUUUGAAGAGCACACACCUUUUAGUGAGUGGUGAUGUGAGAAUUCCUUUAUUCCUGUUUGCUUAACACAAAUCUUAACAUGUUUGUGUUUGUUUAUUUGUUUGUUUUGUACGCAGAGAUGUGGGGUGGGAUGAGGCCUCAAAGGGAAGGGAUAAAGACUAAAUUAUGUAUAACUAAUAUGAGAAGUUAAAAGCACCAAAGUGUAGACGUUAGACGUAUUUAGAAGAGACGUUUUAAUGUUGCUUUUGUUGGGGGAGGGAGGGAACAGGGGAUCAAAUGUAGGAGUGUUUUUUUAAGUAUUUUCUUGUGUUUUUGUGGAACUCUUGAUUUUUAUCUCCUGAAUGAUAUACUCCUGCUGUAUUUGAAAGUAUUUAGUGUUUAACAGAAUUGUUUUAAAAGGGGAGGGGGUGAACAGGGGCUUUAUUUAACAUUGUUAUGUAUUCAUAGAUAUUUAUACAGAGAGAGGUUAAAGUCUUUAGUGUCAGGCUUUGGGGAGUGGAGGAGUGCGUAGUGUGUGUGUGUGUGUGUGUGUGGGACUGUAUGGGACUGUAUGAGAGAGAGUGUGUGUGUGUGUGUUCUCCAGCUCAUUGCUGGCCGUGUUGUGCUUUUUUCAAACUUUUUUCCACCCCUCUUAUCUCCCACUCGCAUGGGAACCAGAUGUCAUGAGCUCUGAUUGGCUGUGGACCUCAGUGCUCCCGCCUACUCUUGUGUCCUCAAUGCCUCCCUCCCUCCCCUCUGGCGGUCAGAACCUGAAGUUGCAGAACACUCACCGUUUGUUUAUGAUUGGCGUUCCGGCGGUUUCAGAGUUCACUGUUACUGUCUCCGAUGCACAAGGGGGCGCUAAACACUACAACUCGGCCCACCGCUCUCACUUCUGCACACAAGCACUGAUCUCAAAGCCCUUUUUUAAUGCAUAUCGUUUUUUUUCUAUUCUCUCUUCUAAGCAUGUUUGGUUGGUUCGUUUGUUUCUGGUUAUGGGGUGGGGGAGGGGCGGGGGAAAUAUGGCCUGUACUGUUUUUGCACAUAAGCUUGAGACUCUAUGCUGUUCUUGUUCACGUUCUGUGGACUCCCUCUCUAUUCUCUCUGCAACUUCAGGUUAUUACUUCCCUUCCAAGGGUCGUUCCCUCGCUCUCUCCCUCCCUCCCUUUCCAGAGGAGAGGGAACCCGACAUCCAGCCCGUAGCUAAGGAAGCCCACUCCGUUUGUCCGCCCACUUGCAUGUCCAGUGUCCUCAAUGUUCAAGUCCUGUUCUGAGAUUGUGUGGUCUUUUUGUUGUCCCCCCACCCCUACACCCCCCGUCUCCACUUUGCUGUUCGCUGUUCCUUGGUAGCAAGGGUGGGAGGGGCUAUGCGGUGACACAGAAACACUGGGUGUGCUGGGGGUGUGGUGAUUGGUCAGAUGGUUAUCGAAUGAUGUUGGAUUGGUGGAAUAGAAGGAUGGAGAGUAGCAUGGGAUAGAGGAAGGCUGAGGGGCUAAAGUUAAGCUGAAGGCAAUCGAAAGUUUGAUGACGUAUUUGUUGCUGUUUUUGUUUGUAAGUGUUCCUUCCUGUUUAGUAUUUGUAGUGUUGGUAUUAGUAUGACAAAUCUGAUCUGUUGUGCUGGAGCUGUACGUACUUAUCUGGUGGCGGUCACUCACGGAGGGAUGGACCCAAUCACUGAAGUCCCCUCUUUCCGUCCACCCCUGUGCUUGCACACGCACACACACACGCGCACAUGCACGCACACACACACACACACACACACACACACACUCUCACUCUCACUCUCACUCUCUCUUACACUUGGUUAUACUGUACUACUACCCAAUACAUUCACUCGCAUUAACACAGAGCUCAAUAAACAUAUAACUGAAGGGCACGGGUACAUUUACACAUGCACGCACACACAAACACAGACAUGUGCUAUGAGCUCCCUUUAAAGAACAUAUCUGUGUGUCAAUGGUGUAUCAAUUCAGCACUGUUUUUUUCACUGUAGAAAAUGUUGUGUGUGUAUCUUGUAAUGCCGGAGGGUCAUGCCUGCUAUGUGACCCUUGUUGACCUUUGUGUCGAGCCAUCGUGCUUUGCUCCAUAGUGUUUGUUGAUACAGGGCAGAGAGGAGACAUGGGGGGGAUCACUAUCAGGAAAGGAUAAAAAUUGCAGUCUAUUUUCAAGACUUUUUUAACAAACAAAAAGAGAGUAAGUCCAAACUCUGCCCAAGUCCUCACAUGUGUGUUUUGUCGUGAGCUGCCCCCUCACCCCGCACCGCGUGACGGCCGACCGUGCCACUCCUCAGGGGCACACUGUGACACCUACCCAACCUUCGCCAUCAGAUGCCCCACUCCGUCCUAACGCCCCCGCGCCAACCUUGCGAUGUGUAGUUCUGACUUGCGUGAUGUUUUAACUGUACCGUUCAGUCCUCUUAUGGAGGGUGGGUUGGAGGUGGGGUCGCAGUGGGCCUGCAUCACUUUCUCACGCUCACUGAGCUUCCACCGUCACCACCACCCUUCCCACCUCGUACCCGUUCCCCCACCCCCCACUUCCGUCUUGACCUCACUGUUGUGUCGUUCAUUCAGCCUUGGGAAUGUUCAUUUGUAAGAGUUUAAUGCAGUUUGCUUAAAAGCCGCCAUAUUUCAGUAAAAAAUAAAAUAAAUCAAGACUUUGAAAGGGAUGACCGAGAAACAGAUACGAUAAUCAUGGUCUGAACAUGAUCCCCUGUGUAGUACUAUGAGAGCCUUGAUGUACUCAAAAAAUAACAACUCCUGAAAAGCCACUCACUUUUAACUACUAAACAUAUAUGCAGUUUUACAAGUGGAGGAAAUAUGCAUGUCUACUUUCUGGUAAUAAUUUUCACUGUCUGUGUUUAGUUAAAAAAUGGCAAUCUAUAUAUGUUACCUGCAUCCUCAAGGUAAUGAAAUGGCUCUGUCUCAGAUACUAAAAUGAAGUGAUGUACAAUGUUUUUUAAUGGACAAAAAGAUUAACAAAGCCUUAGCUUGGUAUGUUCCCCUAUAUUAGUGAAUUUAUUGCAUUUAAACCAUAUGUUAUGGGGCUUCAUAUGACUAUACUCUGAGUUUUAAAUUGGAUGCUGGAUUUUUGCAUGAUCAUAUGAUUAAUAAAACUAUGAAUUAAAAAAAAAUAUCAAGUGUUUGUUUGAAUGUUGGUAGAUCAUCAUAGAUUUGUUAUUGAAAUGAUCUGAAGGUAUUUAAUAAAAAUAACAUUUCAAUGCUG